AACACAAGACGGAAUGCUUAAAUUGUGGCAUGGAGACUCUCUGAAGUUGUUACGAACACAAAAGAAUGAAGUUGAAAUAUGGCAGCGUGGAUCACUGACAUUGUCGCCAUGGCUCAACAACCUCUGGCGGUGUUUGCAAUGGAUAGAAGUGUGACGUUUUAUGACACGGGAAGACUUUCGUUUGAUGUCCUGGGAAGGAUUGAGAACUUGAGAAAUGGAGCAUUAUGUGCUACCUGGGUGAGGACUCCAGAGAAUGAUAAGCUGCUAUAUGGAGAUGACCGUGGCUACCUUCAUGUGUAUGAUUUCUCUGACGAGUGGGGAGGGGAGAUUCCACGCAUUGCAGCUGGGGUGACGGAGGAGCUUUUGCCGGGCAUGUCUGAAAAGCUACCUUGGAAAAUACACAAUAACUGGGUUACAAGGAUUAAGUAUCUAUCUCAUUCGUCCUCGUUACUGAGCUGCUCCAUGGAUAGCACACUUCUCAUGCUUGAUCUAGAAAAACAGAAAAGGAAGUGGUCUGGCAAAGAACACCACCACGGGAUAUUUGCACUAGAUUAUUGCAGGAGUUUUAAUUUCAUUGUCACUUGCGGGUUGGAAAGAAACGUUAACAUAUGGAAUCCUUUUACAGCAAAGAUAAUGGGGCAGUUGAUCGGGCAUCAGUCGCCUGUUGUGGACGUCGUUGUAAACGAAGACGAUAACCAAAUCGUAAGUGUAGCAACCGACAGCAUCAUAAAAAUUUGGGAUAUGAGGAGCAAUCGGUGUAUGCAAACUGUUGUUGACAAGACACUCGAUAAAUCUGGCGAACCUCCAAUAAUUUCCAGACUUCUUUAUGACAAACGAAGAAGCGUUCUUUUAGGUGGAGGUACCUCACUGCAAGCAUGGCGCAAGCGGCUUGCCAGUGAAACGCGUUCAGGGAAGAUAUGUGGUUCGGGUUUCAGUAGUACAUUUCGCCAGCUCAUUGUGGCUGAAAUUGAGUCGCUUGUCACUAUUUGGAACAUUGACGAUGGACACCAUACUUUCUCAUUCUCAGACGGCAAGUCGACAAAAAUGUCAGCGAUGACUGUUGAUGCUUCCGGCCGAAGACUUUUGAUUGGGGGACAGGACGGAACUCUGAGAAUGUGGAACUUCAACAAUGGCCAGUGUCUAAAGGAGUACUGCGGGUUUGGUCAGGAUGAAAUCACCUGUGUUGUGUGCCUGGCGGAAGGAAGGAGCAAGUAUGUUGCUGCCGGUGGAUGGAAUGGAAGGGUUUGCAUAUGGCACGACGGUCUGAAAGAGUCAGAGCCCUUGGAACGAGAGAUGCACGGUCAUACCGAUGACAUUGUUUGCAUGAGCAUUUGUCCACCGGGUGGUGUUGCAACUGGUGGUUAUGAUGGAAAGGUGAUUGUUUGGAAGCUUGAUGGGAUGAUAAAAUGCGUGCUGAAUCCACCACCGAACGAGUCUUUUGCGAAAUCAAGAUCAAUCGUCAACAUACAGUUUCUUGGUCAGCUGGAAAAAGUCUUGGCUGUAUUCGUUUCAGAUGGAUACAUCUAUUUCUGGCGUGUUCCUGAUGCAAGCGUGCUUCAUGAGAUUCCGACAUGCCAUAUCGGUGCACCAGGUCCAAUGUGCUCGGAUUCCAAAAACGAACUUUUGUUCUCCUCGGAUAUAAAGGGCUACGUGAAAUCGUGGUCAUUGGCCGCAUGCGACUUCCAUCAAGCCGAGCGCCCUUUGACGCCUGUUCCGGAGAUGUUUUGCUUUCGAGCUCAUCAUGAAACGAUCGUCUCGAUGACAUUUAUCGAAACGGAUAGGAUACUUGUUACCGCCUCAACAUUUGGCACAAGCCGUCUGUGGACCGAGAAAGGAGUCCGGAUUGGACAAUUUGGACAGUACGGUGGAUGGGAUUUAUCAAGCCCUGAGCAGUGGAUUGGUAGAAAAGCGUAUUAUGUUUCACAAGACUCGGACAGCUCUGCGAGCUCAAGGCUAAGCUCAAGCGCGGGAAGUCGGUCGAGUUCAAGCAGGGAAAGUAGGGGCAGCUCUCUGUUGACAACAUCUGGUGAAACUGAAUCCAAAGAAACAACUCCCACAGAUUUUCCCGAAGCCAAAGAACCUUCAUCAAGCGCAAUUCAAGCCAAAGCAGCGGCGAUUCUAGAUGCUGGACCACCACAUCUGAGGCUUGAUUCAUGGUUCGCACCACUUCAAGCGGCUUUCCAUCGUCAACUUCCAAUAAAGAAAAUUGUCCCCUGGGGACCAUUGUUGCCGCCAAAUCUUCAGCACGUCAAGCAAAAAUCUCUGGAAGAAAUGACGACUACGGAAAAAAGCACGAGCACAGGAAAACCGAGAAAAUCAAAAUACCAUUCGGAUCCUCUACGCUUGUCGCUACCAAACAUUCAUUUCAACAUGCCCAAGGACAAGCUCAUGAGCAUAAUGCGGCGAAGCACUCGAACGACGCCUCGCAGCUCAGAGACGACGAGAAGCAUCAUGAAGAUGUCCAUGAAAAAAUACCACGCCUGACCUUCCGGGCAUUUUCCUUUACUCUUCUGUGCUUUUGAGCGAAACAAACCAGGUGAAGAAGCUUAUUAUCAUUGAACUAACAAAAGAUAAUUGUCACAGGAACUUAUUUUAAGCUGGAAAAAUACUUCGAUGUUCCGCAAAAAUUUUGAAUUUACAUAAGC
This is a messenger RNA of Selaginella moellendorffii, 2645 nucleotides long. RefSeq names its product WD repeat-containing protein 49. The record is from RefSeq and is a predicted model, not a curated record. The transcript is spliced from 20 exons. Gene Ontology annotation, molecular function: protein binding. Bases 79 to 2484 code for a protein of 801 amino acids. NCBI's taxonomy places the organism in Eukaryota, Viridiplantae, Streptophyta, Lycopodiopsida, Selaginellales, Selaginellaceae.